AGCUCUUUCUCAUUUAUUUUCUCCACCCUAAAGAAAUUUCCUUUCCCCCACCAUUGAUUUUCAAAGCUUCUCCUCUCUCUUUCUCACUCUCUUUCCCUCUCUUUCUCUUUUUCCCCCAUAGCUAGCCGCCUCAAAAAUCCAAAGACCCUUUCUUCUUAUUCCUAAUUCUCUCUGAUUCUUACUAGUUUGUUCUGAUUCUUGGAGCAAAACUAAACCCUUCUUUUGUUUCAUUCUGAUUCCUUGUGUAUCUCUCAGAUUUUGUUCUGAUUCCGAUAUCGAAAACCCGCCUUUUGGUGCUUGUUAUUUGUUUUGGGACACCCUUUUAGAGAAAUGGGUUUUUCCAAGAAGUCACAAGUGGUGGACGGAGGCCUGGAAUCCGAGGGGAAGAAGUGGGUAAUUGCCGGAAUCUCGGUCAGAGCUUCGCUGAAGCCGGUAAAGACCAAGCCGAGGAGAGCUAAGCAGAGCGAGGAGGGCGGUGAAGAAGAAGAGGCAGGUUCAACAACCCCAACGGCGAAAGAAGCGAGAAUACCGGAGACGUUUUCGUGCCCGGCGGCGCCAAGAAAGCGGCGACCGGCGUCGGUGUGUAACUUCAGUGGGGUGAGGGAGUACUUCAUCCCACCGGAUUUGGAGACGGUUUUCAAACUCCAUGUGGAGAAAGCAAACUGAAAGUUAAGGUUGAGAUUAGGCCAUGAAGGAAACAAACAAGAAAGUUAGAGCUGAGAUUAGCUAGGGAGGUUUUGUUGUGUUUUUUAUCUAUCUGUUUUAUGACUUUAUCUUUGUAUGUUAACUCUGAGUGUUCUCUUCUCUUUCUCUGGUUUGAGUAGCAGCACUGAGAAAGAGGGAGGAGUUUUAUGUUGUACAAACAGAUAUGAAAUAUUUUAGUAAUGGGUAUUUCUAGUUUAGUGA
This is a messenger RNA of Fragaria vesca subsp. vesca, 906 nucleotides long. RefSeq lists its product as uncharacterized. Gene Ontology annotation, biological process: regulation of DNA endoreduplication. Bases 331 to 666 code for a protein of 111 amino acids. NCBI's taxonomy places the organism in Eukaryota, Viridiplantae, Streptophyta, Magnoliopsida, Rosales, Rosaceae. The record is from RefSeq and is a predicted model, not a curated record. The transcript has a single exon.